This is a messenger RNA of Dictyostelium discoideum AX4, 447 nucleotides long. RefSeq lists its product as hypothetical. Gene Ontology annotation, cellular component: membrane. Bases 1 to 447 code for a protein of 148 amino acids. The record is from RefSeq and is a predicted model, not a curated record. The transcript is spliced from 3 exons. NCBI's taxonomy places the organism in Eukaryota, Evosea, Eumycetozoa, Dictyosteliales, Dictyosteliaceae.
AUGGAAAAUGAAAGAACAUCACAUAUAAUAAAGGGUGAAAAAACCAUCUAUAAACCAUAUACAAAAUGCACUUUUAAAGGUUUCUCAAGAAAUUUUCCACCAGAAUUAAGAAGUGUUAUACCUCCAGAUGAAUAUGAUUCAAUAAUUAAAAAUAUAAAUUUAAACUGUAUAAGAUCAAAGAAAACAUCUACAUUAAGAGUAAUUUCAGUAUCAGGUGAUAUCUUAAGUAUGAUAGUUAUUGGAAUUCCAAUUUCUGUUGGAUGUUAUGUAGUAGAUAAAAUAAUCUAUCAAAGAUUUUAUAAGAAAAUUACAAAAAGAAUUAAAACAAUUCUAUUCCAAUUAAAUUCAAGUGAACCUUACUUAAGUAAAGGAAUCGAAUUUUCUUUAAAUAAAUCUCCAUAUUCUAGAUUAGGUGUUGAAUAUUCUUUAAAUAUAGUUUAUGAUUAA